Molecule: messenger RNA, 1310 nt
Organism: Aspergillus brunneoviolaceus CBS 621.78
Lineage: Eukaryota; Fungi; Ascomycota; Eurotiomycetes; Eurotiales; Aspergillaceae
Product: 3' exoribonuclease family protein
Exons: 1
Coding region: 143-1297 (384 amino acids)
Biological process (GO): exonucleolytic trimming to generate mature 3'-end of 5.8S rRNA from tricistronic rRNA transcript (SSU-rRNA, 5.8S rRNA, LSU-rRNA); nuclear mRNA surveillance; TRAMP-dependent tRNA surveillance pathway
Cellular component (GO): cytoplasmic exosome (RNase complex); nuclear exosome (RNase complex)
Source: RefSeq, a predicted model, not a curated record
CGAACCUUCCUUCAUACAAUCAAAGAGUUGUUCAAACCAGCGCAUCAUCUCUUCCCAAUCCCUCUAUACAAUCUUGAAAGCUACCAACACAGCAUUGCAUCAACAACGAAACGAGUCUCUCCACCAUCCUCAAAACGCAAUCAUGGCCUCCUCAGCGCCGCCCCCAGCCCUGACCCUCCCCCCCUCGCAAUUCGCCCGCCUCCAACCUCACGCCUACCUCCUCGCGCACCUCUCCCCGCCCGCGUCCAGCAACCAACCCUCCCUCCGCGCCAACGGCCGCCAGCCCGCGCAGUUCCGCCCCACCUCCGCCAACACGGGCUCCCUCACCCACACGAACGGCAGCGCCGUCGUCCGCGUCGGCGACACCACCGCCGUCUGCGGCGUGCGCGCCGAACUCCUCCCCACGAGCGACAUCGCCUCGUGGAGCGUGUCGCACGCUUCGUCCGGCGCUCACAAACGUGCGACGACCACCAAGAAUGACGCCGACGCCGACGCCGACGAAUCCCACAUCCAAGACCUCAACCUCCUGGUGCCGAACCUCUCGCUGAGCACCGGCUGCGCGCCGGGGUUCGUGCCGGGCGCGCCGCCCUCGGCCCUCGCGCAGUCCCUCUCCCAUCAGAUUCUGGGGCUGUUGCACAGUACCCGGUUGGUGCGGGCGGAGGAUCUGCGGGUUUGGUAUCAGGUGCCUUCGUUUGGAGGGGAUGGGGAUAUGGAUGUUGAUGCGGAGGAGGACGAAGGGCGGAAGAAGAAGAACGACGGGAAAGAGAUCAAGGCGUUCUGGGUCCUGUAUAUCGAUAUCAUGAUCAUCUCGCUGGCGGGGAAUGCGUUUGACGCGGCGUGGGCGGCGGUCCUGGCGGCGUUGCGGGAUACCCGGCUGCCGCGCGCGUGGUGGGAUGCUGAUAAUGAGAUGGUCGUGUGCUCCGAGGCAGUGGCAGAGGCGACGAGGCUGUCGUUGCGGGGGUUGCCAAUCGCCAGCUCGUUCUGUGUGUUUGAGGCGGAUGCCGCGGCGGGGUGGAGGGCGGUGAUUGUGCCGGAUGCGGAGGAGGAGAAGAAGAUUGAGGAGGAUCAGCGGAGGGGUAUGCAGCGGCGGUGGAUCUUGGCGGAUCCUGAUGGGUAUGAGGAGGGGUUGAGUCAGGAGCGCGUGUGUUUGGUGGUGGAUCGGGAGAUGGGGAAGACAGUGAUUGUUAAGAUGGAGAAGAAUGGUGGGUGGGCGGUGGAUGGGAGGGAGUUGAAGCAGUUGGUGGAUACUGCGGCGGAGAGAUGGGAGAGUCUGAAGCUGAUCUUGGAGCAGUGUUGAGAUUUCUUCGUCC